This is a messenger RNA of Drosophila nasuta, 1137 nucleotides long. RefSeq names its product ras-related protein Rab-7a-like. Gene Ontology annotation, biological process: phagosome-lysosome fusion. The record is from RefSeq and is a predicted model, not a curated record. The transcript has 3 exons. Bases 460 to 1041 code for a protein of 193 amino acids. Gene Ontology annotation, molecular function: GTPase activity; GTP binding. Gene Ontology annotation, cellular component: late endosome; phagocytic vesicle; lysosome. Lineage: Eukaryota; Metazoa; Arthropoda; Insecta; Diptera; Drosophilidae.
UAGGCACUAUAAACAUUAAAAUAAACACUUAUAAUUCUCUCCAUGGUGCGUCACAAUUCUUACCUAUAAAUAAGUAAAUAAUACAAAUAAUGUAAAGAAACGUUGGCGAGGUAAUCAGUUCAAAUUCUGCAACUCGAUAAGGAGGUUCGUCUUUAGUUGUGCAUUACAAAGUGACCUGAAGUAGUUGAGAAACUAAAUUUGGAAUACAAACUAUUAUUUAUAGUAUAUUCAAUUGAUCACGCUUUAUAAAUAUGUACUGUUGUGCAACUAGAAUUAACUAUAUAUACUCUACAACUUCGUGAUUAAUAACCGACGUAAAGCUCAAUGCACAAUGAAAAUGAGUGUACAAUAAGUUCUAAAUUUAAUAGAAAAAUUAAUAUUUCUACAGCUCCCAACAAAAAAGAAGAAACAUGUCGAAUCGCCAUAUUCCGAUUCUGAAAGUCCUUCUCUUGGGGGGAUAUGUGCGUUGGGAAAACUUCUUUGAUGCGUCGUUACGUAAACAAAACUUUUACCUCCGUCUAUAAAAAUACGGUUGGUGCGGAUCUUGGCACUAAGCGAUUGGUUAUAAAUGAAAGCUUGGUGAAUUUGCAGAUAUGGGACACAGCAGGACAAGAAAUAUGUGGAAAGCUGGGCACGAUUUUCUAUCGUGGAGCCGAUUGCUGCUUUCUUGUCUUUGACGUUACGAGCCGAAAAUCCUUCCAGAAUUUGAGCAAGUGGUGGGAGGAUUUCUUUUCGAUGGCUGGAAUAAAAAAUCGCGACAAAUUUCCACUUGCUGUGGUGGGAAAUAAAAUUGACUUGGAAAAUGAGAGAGAAGUCUCAAAGCGAGAAGCUCAGCAGUGGUGCAAAUCGUUUUCCGUUCCCUACUUUGAAUGCUCGGCGAAAGAUGGCAGCGACGUGGAACUGGCAUUUGAAUCGUUGGCAGAGAAAGCCGUGGCCAUCCAGGACGAAAAGUGGGUCGAACCUGUCACUUACUUUAAUGAGUCCUUCGUAAUAGUGGAUGCACCUCCAGAAAAACGACGAAAGAAGUGCGACUGCAACUAAAAAGAGAUUGAUUUCGUUUUCAAAAUACAUUAAUAUUAUUAAAUAUAUUUAAAUGUAUAAAUUACAUAAUAUUUUUAAUGAAAUUAUUAAAUUUAU